AUGCGUAUCCAGCAAUUCCUCUCGGUUUGCGGCCUUCUACUUGCCAGCAACGUUGCUAUCGCAUCCAAAUUGGACCAUGACGAUGUCCCCAAUCGCUGCUGGCCUGCCUGCAGCUCGGUCGUUGAAAUCGCCAAGAGUUGUGAUGCCAGGCACGAACGGGAUUCCGCCGAGAUCCAAUGCAUUUGCGAUUGGGAUGCUGCCAAAACUCAUAUCCCGCUUUGUUCUGCUUGCAUUACCCAGUAUCAAGCUGAUCGGCGCAACAACAAUAUCUCCUAUAAUGGCCACCAUGAUGAUGACUACGACGACGACAGUGACGACGACGACGACGAUAACGAGGCCCUUGACCUUGUUCACUCUUGCUCGUUCACCACGACUACCUACAACUCUGCCGCUGCCACUAUUUUGAGUGGCACAUCUACUAGCACUGCUAGUUCCAACACUGCCACUACCACCUCGGAAUCUUCUAGCACUACUACUUCAAACACAGCUACCGGAACGGGUUCUUCUAGCACCAGCGGAACUAGCAGCCAGGACUCGACUUCGUCUGUCUCCUCAGGAUCCUCUGCCUCCUCUGCCACUCCUACUCCUGAUGCUGCAGCUGGAAUUGCAGCUCCUGGUGCUGCAUCCAUGGUAGGUGUUAUGGGGCUGAUGGCUUUUGCUUGGCUGUGA
Molecule: messenger RNA, 669 nt
Organism: Penicillium vulpinum
Lineage: Eukaryota; Fungi; Ascomycota; Eurotiomycetes; Eurotiales; Aspergillaceae
Product: putative GPI anchored protein
Exons: 2
Coding region: 1-669 (222 amino acids)
Source: RefSeq, a predicted model, not a curated record